This is a messenger RNA of Lottia gigantea (owl limpet), 1578 nucleotides long. RefSeq lists its product as hypothetical. The transcript has 5 exons. The record is from RefSeq and is a predicted model, not a curated record. NCBI's taxonomy places the organism in Eukaryota, Metazoa, Mollusca, Gastropoda, Lottiidae. The coding region runs from base 1 to 1578 and encodes 525 amino acids.
AUGGAUGGAGUUGUCAAAUUUCCACUGGUAUUACCAAUUGAGAGUGAGUUACCAGACGGGAUUCCAUCUCUAUAUCGUCACGAAGAUGGAAGUAAUGUGAACAUUAUUAGACAAUCUGAACUUGAACAAUCUAAUACCAUUUCAAAUAAACAACUUCGUACAGGGUUUGGGCAUCCAGAACCCAAAAGUUCCAAAUCUAAGGAGAAGUUGGUGAUUGAUAUGACGGAUGACGAGGUAUUAAUUAAAGAUGAGGCUCGGACAACAACUCCUGUUUUUAUUGUAGAAGAACAUCAUGAAGUUGCUCCAUAUUGGUUCCAAGAAGCUAUUGAGGGUGGAAUACCAAAACACGGAAAUAUAUUGAUACAUAUAGAUGGCCAUUCUGAUUUUGUCGAACCUCCAUUUCCUGCUAAUGCCUCUAUAUUCAGAUUUCCAACUAAAAGAUCCGACAUUAAAAAUCUGAUGACGUCAAACGAUGCUUUUAUUAUGAGUUCCGCAUAUUCUGGAUUUUUCUCGAGAAUCAUUUUUAUAUAUCCAUCAUGGGAUGAGGAGCGUAAGAAGACAAAUGGUGAAUAUGACAGAACGUUAGUGUCUUUUGGUUACGUACAUGGUAAGACCCAUAAAGACGAAAAUUCCAUAUGUGCAUGUUACCAAUAUUUUGUCCCUCUUGAAGUUCCAUUUUGCUUCGUCCUACAAGAUGUAGAUACCGGUGAAGAAAAAAAGGAAAUAAAGCCCAAUUCCUGUGAGUUAAAACAUACAAUAAUAUCAGAAAUUCUAACCGAUAAAUACGCCACCAAACUCGUGAAAUCUACAGAUUGGAUUACCUCGGAGGAUAAUAUUGUUUUUGAUAUAGAUGAAGAUUAUUAUGGUUGUGAAGCGGCCAUUCUCCAAAUUUUAAAGGCUAAAAUACCCGAAGAAAUUCUCGACGAAGAUUUGGAAAAAAGUGUUGAAAAUUUAUUUUGUGCUGGCACAGCUAAGGAGGAGAUGGCGUUUGAUAAGAUUCAUUAUGAUCUACUGAAGGAAAUUGCAACUCAGAAAUUGUCGAAAACGCAGAGAAAUCUUGUAUCGAAAACUGUAGACAUUAUUAAUCAAAGGAAUUUGACUCAACAUUUGUGUGUCGAAUCCGAUUUUUCGAAUCAUCUCGAUUAUUAUAUCCAAGAUUUAAGAAGACUUAACAAAAAUCAAUUAAAGGCCAUUGCAGAAACCGGUAUUUGCCUUAAAAGCUCUCCUCGACAAAUGUACUAUGACCACAUGGAGGGGAUGCAGUACUGUAUUGGUUAUAAUCGUCCCAAUGAUUCUCUAGUUCUCUUUUUUACACCGUCGCUUGAACAAAUCAAGGCAAGAACUCAGCAAUUACUUACCAUAUUUAAAAAUCUUCCAAACCCACGCCUUGUGACAAUUUGUAGGUCUGCACGUGACGGUUACGUACCAAGAAAGUAUGCUAGCAAAAUAGAAUCAGACAUUUUAGAAUCUUUAAUGAAAGUAUUUCCAAAAAUUACCUCAGAAUCCCUUCAUUAUGAUUCCAAUUUAUUAGGAGGAAAGUCAUCUUGGUAUGGCCGUCAUGGCAACGAAACGUGGUAA